UCCUCCUUCUUUCCCGCCUCCUAAGCUGGACGGGUUUGGUUGAGCGGCUGGAGGGGUCCGACGGCUGUAAUUUUGGGACUUUAGGAUCGCCGAGGGGAGUGUGAGUGGCAAACUGAAAACAUCUGGGCCGCUCGCAAGAGGUGAUACUGUUUCUUCCCCAAGGGAAGCUGUCGCUGUGGCGUGAUUGUUUGGUUAUUCCUGUGCUUCUGUUUUUCUCCUGAAGGCUGCUCUGAUCCUGUCUGGCUGGUUGUUUGAGUCACAGUUUCUGCCCCCUCCCCUCCCCUCUCAGUUGUUGGCACAUCAGGUUGCCAUAUUCUGGCAAUGACCAGCAGAGGAGCAACAAGGCCCAAUGGCCAGACUCAGGCCAGCAAGAUCUGUCAGUUUAAACUGGUGUUGCUCGGGGAGUCGGCAGUAGGAAAGUCUAGUCUUGUCCUGCGCUUUGUCAAGGGACAGUUUCAUGAAUAUCAAGAAAGCACGAUUGGGGCGGCCUUUCUCACUCAGUCUGUGUGCUUGGAUGAUACAACAGUAAAAUUUGAGAUCUGGGACACAGCUGGCCAGGAACGAUACCACAGUUUGGCACCCAUGUACUACAGAGGAGCCCAAGCAGCCAUUGUUGUGUAUGACAUCACCAACCAGGAAACAUUUGCACGAGCGAAGACAUGGGUAAAGGAGCUGCAGCGGCAGGCCAGUCCGAACAUUGUAAUUGCACUGUCUGGAAACAAAGCAGAUCUGUCCAAUAAACGAACAGUGGAAUAUGAGGAGGCUCAGGCGUAUGCAGAUGACAAUAGUUUAUUGUUUAUGGAGACGUCAGCUAAGACAGCAAUGAAUGUGAAUGAUCUAUUUCUGGCAAUAGCUAAGAAGCUUCCAAAAAGUGAACCCCAGGCUAGCAGUGGUGCACCAGGGAGAAGUCCAGGAGUUGAUCUUAAUGAACAGCCACAGCAACCCAAGAGUCAAUGCUGCAGCAACUAACAAAGGACACAAACCAUGGUCUGCACUCUUUCCAUGCAUCCUCCUCCUCUUUAGAUGGCAACACAGUUGGUUAUGAAAAUCCUUCUGCACCAUGCUCCACUACCACUAAAAGCAGGACCUUCAACUGUGUGUCUGAUGCACUCUUUAAUGCUUUGAGGAAGAACAAAUCUUCACUUGCUGUGGAACUGAUUAUAAUCUGGGAGUUCAACUUAAAAACUGGUCUUUACUUUGUAUUAUAGAUGCAAAUAUCUUGCAACACUUUUUUUCAUUUCUGCUGUAUAACAGUUUGCAUUUAAUUCUGUUUUUCUUUUGUUUUACAGUUCAGUACAUGUAUACAUUUCACACAGUACCUCACAUCCUUCUAUUUUAAGUAUCAAGUAUUGCAAGAUAAGUCUGAUUUAUAUUUGUAGAAUAUUUUAUGAAAAACAGAUCUUGUAAACGGAACCUUUAACAUUUAAUAAUCUUGAAAUUUUUUAAGCUGCAGUGAUCAGUUUUCUGAAUUUUCUUUUUAAGUUGUGACUCAGUGUCACAGGGACCGCUUCAAAAACAAAAUACUUCCAUUAUGUAACCUCAUUUAAUAUAAAUGCUUUGUCGUGUUUUGCCAUUUUUCUUGAUAAGGGAGUUAUUGCUUCUUACCAGAAUAAUGAUGAGCAGUGUUACACACAGUAGUACCAACUUUAAGUGGCACCUGAUAAAUGUCUCUUAGUUUAAGGUGACAACAUUUUAAAGAAGUAGUGUAAAAGCAACAAACAGAAAAGAUUUGUGCUUUUUAAAAAAUAUGAAACCUAUUUUUCCCCUAAAAGAAAAUAGGUUUUAUUACAUGACUAGAACAGCUGUUAAAAGCCAUGCUUUAUAUGGAAGCAGGUUGCUGUAGAUCAGUCAGUUUUGAUGUACGUUGAGUGUAGGAUAUCAUUGUUCUGACGUGAAGUAUUGGGGAAGUAGCCCUGAGAUAUGCAAAGGAACAGAAUUUGUGUCCACUUAAGUUAUUAUGCCAUUCCAGAAAUUACAUUUUGUGCUAUGAGUGGAUUUUAUUCUCUUGAAUUUGAUUGCUAAGGCUUAGUUACAAAUUUUAGAUAGCAGAUAUAACAGUUUUUGGUUAAAAUUUGUAAUUUGUAAGAGGUCUCUAAAAUGGGGUGAUGUUGCUUCCAGUGGAGAGUUUAGUCUUUACGGCUGCACUUUGUUGCAUACAUACACGGCAAAAUAAUUACCACUCCUAUAUUCUUGUUUUAUGAAGCAUUUGCUUUAUGAUUGAAUAUUCAGACAGAAGUUUUCUGCAUUUAAUUUUGGCCUCGGGCUCAUUUUGUGCUGCAGCCCAAGUUUUGUUGUGGUGCUGGUGGGUUUGGUAGGUGUUUUCUUGAGGUUUGCCAGAUUGUAAGCAGCAGUUUCAUGAAAUGUGUUAUGUGCAUGACUUGUACAUUGUGGUAGAUUUUGACAAAAGUAAUAAUUGACAGGAGAAAGAGAAUUCAAAGAACAUCUGACCAUUUAAUAAGGAGCAGUACUUCAGGAGUCUGAGAGCUGCAGUUAUCUAGAUGCAUUAUCUUUUCUAACUAUGUAUUCCAUGAUUAACUACUUUUCUAGGUCACACUGAGCAGCAGUGGAGUGUAGGUUGCUUGCAGCUCCCCCUCGAACUUUCUGUGAAUAUUUUUUGCUAGUUGGGCAGACCCCCCCCCAAACACACACACACACACACACACACACACACACACACACACACACACAUACAUACAUACAUACAUACAUAACAAGAUCAGUUGACCAAUUAAUUUCAGGGUAGAUUUCAAUGUGAGACUAGCAGCUGUGAUAUGCCAGGAUCUUUUAAAUAUCACAGUUAGUACCCUGGGCCCCACAAGUACAGUUAGUUCAGUGAAAGGGGGAUUGGGCAUCCCUGUGGGAUAUCUGCAGUUGUGCCGUGUAUGUGGUGUAUUGAUCAUUUGUUUAUCUAGGUACUGCUAGCGGUCAGUCCACAAAAUCUUAACAGCUUCCUCGGGUCUUUUGUAAGGAGUAAACCCUUAACCAGUCAGUGCAACACCUCCCAAACCAUCGGAGACAUGCUUUGAUCUGUGAUACAGGCAGGCACCUUCCCCUCUCUCACGUUGCAGAUGCUAUGCUCAUUCUUACUAAAGCUGUAACAGGGCCUUGUAGAAAUCCCUUCUUCUUGCACACACCUACACACUGUUUUAGUAGCCACUUGUGUUCAUAGGCUUGGUUGUUGAAAUGGUAUUUACUAAAAUUUAGAAAGGUAGCUUAUGAAGAAAUCAUUACAGUAGAGUGUUUUGCUGCUUCAUUGUUUGUUCAGUGGGAUAAAGAUUGUGAUUAAAAGGCUUCAGGGAAAAGGUCCAUGCGUUCAAGACAUUAUUACUGUACCAUCUGCAGGGUUUAGAAGUACUGAAUUUAUAAAGAUGGAACAGAAAAAAUGGGAUUAGCUUUGUGUGUGUGUGUGUGUGUGUGUGUGUGUGUGUGUGUGUGUGUGUGUGUGUGUGUGUGUGUGUGUGUGUGUGUGUUACAUGCAGAUGUUAGCCUUAGUGUCUGACUUUGUUAUGCAGUAUGCACUUUGAAAUACUGGAGCAUCUCAUAGGCCAGAUUUACCAGUGGAUCAAUUUUGUCUUGCACACUUUGUUUUGUGCAAUAGUUUUAAAUUCUUUGUUAAAAUUCAGGGACACUGCAGCUUAAAAAAACAGCUGUUUCUUGUAACUUACUUUUAAUCAGAUGUUACUCGAGUCUUUCAUUGUUUCAUUGAAAGUCAUUCUAUGAGCAGUUUACCAGUGUAUGUAAUGUAAGUAAGAAAUACUAAGUAUAAUAUGAUUCUUCUGUUAUUAAUCUGUGUUUAUUUUACUGAGUUAUUUAUGUUAACUCCUCAAAGUUGAACAGGUUUAGGAGCCAUAUUUGAGAAAGGACAGUGAACAUCUGGAAAACUACACCGGGUAGAAGGAUCUGACUGCACCAACAAAAGAAAGAGGCCUUAUUAAGUACUGGUUACAAGGGGUUAAAGUAAAAAGGGGGCAGUAGCAGAGAGAGAGUUUCUUCUAAAGAACAAACCUGGCUGAGUUUUGUACUCAUUCAGAAAGAGAACACUAAUUUGGAUAAUAGUGAUUUGGAUGAGAGUGACUGAGUUUGUGGAGAAUUGAAAAGUCAUUCAGAGAUUAGGUUGACACUGAGCAAGUCUUGAACAAAAAAAUGUGACUAAAGUGGUCUGCAUGGAAUGUUGUUUGUUCUUUAAACUGCUGAUUUGCGAUUGUAAGACUUCAAGUCAGUAGUUGUACAAAGGAAUAUUCAUUGAAUGGGACACACUGCAGCACAGUGAUGUUUUUACUAGAGAGAGUUGCACCCCUUUUUCUCCAAGGCCUUGUGACUUGGAGUUGGUAUACUGAAGACCCUUUGAUUUAUUACCUGUGGUUUUACUAUGGGGGUUUCAGAGAGAAUUUAAACGGUAGUACUGACUCCAACUGAAAUUAAUAAAAGCAAAGUAGAAUUAUUUGGGACGAAGUUUAGGUCCUAUACGUUUCUUAGAUGACAGAUCCUGAACCCUUUAUAAGGCCGCUGUGGUCUUGGGCUAUGAGAGGCAAAAAAAUGUAUGGCUAAGACUUCCUCAACUGUGUUUUAUCUCAUCACAGUAUUUGUUUGGGUAGAGAAUUCUUUCUUUCAAGACAUUAAUGACAAAUAUAUUUGAAUGAUGUUUUCAAAAUGUUGGUUAAAGAGCAACAUGAAGAAAAAGGAUUUGGUAAAUAAAAUGUUGGUGCUGUUCUGUAAUGUCGAACCACUAAAACUCUGUUAUAAUCUGAAAGGGUUAGCACAAUAGUGCAGCAGGCAGUACUGCUUGAUUCCCUGACUUUGUCCUGGCUGCAGUGCCUUCUGUGCGGACUGUUUGUCUUCCUCCUGCCUGUAUACUGGAUUUAACCCACAUUACAAAAGGUGAAUUGAUAAGCCUGUAAAUUGUCUGCUGGUGCAUACUUUUGUGAAUGUCCUGCAGUGGCCUGGCUUCCCAUCCCGGACUGGUUUUGUGACUUGUGCCUGUUAUAUGCCAGAAUUGGCUCCAGGACCUCCACAGCCCUGAGAAUGAUAAAACAAGUUUCAAUAAAUGAGUUGUAGCGUGAAAUGCAAGAUACGUGUGUGUAUACACACACACACACACACACACACACACACACACACACACACACACACACACACACACACACACACACACGUGGAGUCUUGCUGAAUGGUUACAAGGAUCCAGUUUGCCCUUUCAUUCCUGCUGUUGAGGUGAGCCACACCCAUUAGUUCCCUGGAGAGUGUGAAAUCCCCAUGGCAGAUUCAUUCCAUGUCCAUGUCAAGAACCUAAUUGGCUCAAAUACUCUGGGAUGAGAAUCUGAUUUGAGGGGGUGGAACAGUCUGCAGACAUAUGUGAGCAGAUCUAGCACCCUUUUCUGCAUUUGGCCUGAAGGCUAUGUGAUAAUUGUAAUUCAGUAAAGAGCUUGCUGUGCUACGUGACAUUCCUCCCAAGUCAAGUAGUGCAAUUCCCAUGCAGAACAAGCCUUCUGGACUCCUUACUGUGGGCAGUUGUCUACCCUCCAGUAUGCGAUGCUAAUGCAGCAAGUUAAACUGCCUUCCCUUCCCCCAGGAUGAAUGGAUGAGCACCAACCACUUUUUUGUCUGGUAGAAAGGUAAGACAUUUUGCUGCAAUUAAAAGUUCAGCUGAAGUAAA
Protopterus annectens (West African lungfish) is the source of this 5653-nucleotide messenger RNA. It is a transcript of the gene RAB5B, whose product is annotated as RAB5B, member RAS oncogene family. Lineage: Eukaryota; Metazoa; Chordata; Ceratodontiformes; Protopteridae. The record is from RefSeq and is a predicted model, not a curated record. The transcript has 6 exons. Gene Ontology annotation, molecular function: GTP binding; GTPase activity. Bases 322 to 969 code for a protein of 215 amino acids.